AUGCUGCUCACAUCUCUCUUCGCGCUGGCAGCCUUCUUGCAGCCUACCUUCUCCUGUGACGACCAUGACUGGACCUCCCCAUUUAUCGGAGGCUACGUAGACCAUGGCUUGAUGAGAAGACACGACCUGGCCAAAAGAAUCCAGCCGGCUGCUCUACCCGCACCUCCGCAAAAGAUCAAAGACUUGCACUGGGGUCAGGUCAAUUUCCUCCAUACGACAGACACUCAUGGUUGGCUAGCGGGUCACCUGCUCGAUGACAACUACAGCGCCGACUAUGGCGACUUCGCCGACUUCGUCCAGAAGAUGAAGGCCAAGGCUGAUGUUUACGGUGUGGACCUCCUGCUGGUUGACUCGGGCGAUUUGCACGACGGAACUGGCUUUGGAGAUGCCACCACACCCAACGGCCAACUCACUCUUCCCAUCUUCCAGAAACUCCCCUAUGACCUGCUGUCGAUCGGAAACCAUGAGCUCUACACGACCGAGAUUGCAAACAACACGUAUCACAAUUUUGCACCACGAUGGGGAGGCCGAUAUGUUACGUCCAAUGUCGACUUUAACCUCACAGGGACUCCCGUACCGUUCUCCAACAGAUACGCAUACUGGAAGUCGAAGCAGGGCAUUCGAAUCAUGGCAUUUGCCUUUCUCUUCAACUUUACGGGCAACAGUAAUGCUACGGUCGUCACGCCGGUUGGCGACGCAGUCAAACAAUCUUGGUUCCAGCAACAGGUCAAGAGAACAGACAUCGAUAUGUUUUUGGUUGCCGGCCACAUUACCCUCCGCAAUUCGACCGAAUGGGGACUGAUAUAUGCCGCCAUUCGUCAAUAUCAUCCCAGGACCCCUAUUCAGAUAUUCGGAGGCCAUCGACACGUGCGGGAUGCCGUAGUCUUCGAUUCGUCUGCCCUGGGUAUUGCCUCUGGCAGAUACUGCGAGACUGUGGGAUGGGUAUCGGUUGAUGGCCUUCCCAAAAACGUGACCAAAGCUAAAUCGCCUAUGGGCAGUGCCACCAAGAUCACCCAGAAGCCAUCCGCUGUGCCUGGUGUGAAGCCAUACCUCAACUCCACGCUGUCUUAUUCGCGUCAAUAUCUCGACUUUAAUCGGUACAGCUUCGAGUUCCACACGGGCACCAAUGAGCAGACCUUCAACAGCACUCUCGGUGUGAGCAUCAGCAAGAAUAUCACGGCAUCAGUCGACAGCCUUCCUGAACUUACUGAGAAGCUUGGCUGCUGUCCGGCAGACUACUACCUCGACCGCUUCCCCAUCAGCUCGAAUCAAAGUCUGUUUCACUACUUGACCAAUGUCGUCUUCCCAGCCGUUGUGGUCGAUCCGAAUCGCACCGACAUGCCUCGAAUCAUCCUUACCAAUACAGGAGGGUUCCGCUAUGAUCUGCUGCAAGGUCCCUUCACGAUAGAUAACGCGUAUCAGACGAAUCCCUACACUAACUAUUGGCUGCGGAUGACGGCACCGUGGUCCUCGGCCAAGAACUUGCUCUCGAACAUGCAAACGGACAGAGUCUUCAAACGAGCCGACACUCCCGUGAACGCUACGACCUUGGUCGUGACCCCUGGCUACGUCACUAAGGAUGACUUGGGCAACGACGGUGACAACAUCGCUCACACCAACCAAGGCUACUCGGCCUCGCCGCACUACGUUCAAGCAAACGUCAGUGUGUCUAACAUUACUGACGAUACGCUUGUGGAUGUGUACGGAACGAGUUUCUUCACCCCUGCGGCCGGCAAAUACCUGACUGGAAACACGAGUGAUUGGGUCAACGCCGAUGGCAACUUUUCCAGUUUUGACACCUUGCCGAGGAUGGCACGCUUGUACUGGAGCAAGGAUUGUUAA
Molecule: messenger RNA, 1842 nt
Organism: Cladophialophora carrionii CBS 160.54
Lineage: Eukaryota; Fungi; Ascomycota; Eurotiomycetes; Chaetothyriales; Herpotrichiellaceae
Exons: 1
Coding region: 1-1842 (613 amino acids)
Biological process (GO): nucleotide catabolic process
Cellular component (GO): cytosol
Molecular function (GO): hydrolase activity
Source: RefSeq, a predicted model, not a curated record